Drosophila gunungcola (fruit fly) is the source of this 2862-nucleotide messenger RNA. RefSeq names its product ATP-dependent Clp protease ATP-binding subunit clpX-like, mitochondrial (gene ClpX). The record is from RefSeq and is a predicted model, not a curated record. Gene Ontology annotation, cellular component: mitochondrial matrix. NCBI's taxonomy places the organism in Eukaryota, Metazoa, Arthropoda, Insecta, Diptera, Drosophilidae. The coding region runs from base 600 to 2636 and encodes 678 amino acids. Gene Ontology annotation, molecular function: ATP hydrolysis activity; zinc ion binding; ATP-dependent protein folding chaperone. Gene Ontology annotation, biological process: proteolysis; protein catabolic process; protein folding. The transcript is spliced from 6 exons.
GUUCCACUGUGCGUUGCGCGGCCCCAUCGAAGAGUAGGAAGAAGAAGAGCAGUUAAACAGCUGUGGCCGAUAGCAACUAUCGAUUGACAUCGCAAUCGCCCAAACAGCUAGUAGCGAUUAUUCCAUAUUUUCCAAGAAACGCAAAGUGGAAUUGUAAAGUUGAAGACCCCACAAAUUGGAGGGGAUCUUAUAUCGCGCGAUUUGAGUGUCGCCCAUUGAAGAAGAAGCACAGCGAGUGCCGCAAAGCAACGAGUCACACGCACGCACACAGCCACACAAAUUACGUGCAGAGCGCAAUCUAUUCCCCCAUUUUCCACCGAAAAUAAAGCAAGGCAGUCGGAAAACCAGCCAAAUUGCGACGCAUUUUGCAGAAGAGAGGAAUAGCAAAAAGUUGAAACUAAAAGUGAAACUCCGAAAGAAGUACAACCACUGCAGGAGCCUCAACAAUAACUUCGCAGAUCAGCACAGAGCAAGAAGAAGCGGCGGCCAGCUGAGAAGUGAAGCAAAGAGCAGGGUCGCAGGGGAAAUCAGGAGUAGCUGCAGCAGGGGGCGAGGAAGCGGAGAAAACAGAGGCGUAGAGGCGGCGGGGAGGAGCUACCAUGAGCAUGGUGCGGCGGAUUAUCCUGCUGGGCCCAAAAUACAACGUCUGGGCGAAGGGAAGCGGAGUUGGUCAAACACAGCACUCGGCGAGAUGCGUUAUCCUGAGCGCAGGCGAUGCGGAGGUCAGCGUUUGGGGCGUCCGACGCUUCCACCCAGCCACGCGGAACUGCACGAUCAAUCGACUGAUGAGACUGGAACCCGCGAUGGCAAUACCGGCGUACAUUGAUGUCACCAACGCCACCUCACGAACGCCAGAGGACUCCAGUGAUAGUGGGAGUGGCAGCGGCAGUGGAGCCAGUGCUUCGGGAGGCGGUGGAGCCAAAAGCCCCGGCGGUGGAGCAGGGUCUGGAGCAAGUACAACCAGUGGCGCCGAUCCGCCAGGCGGCGGCAGCGACAAGUUCCUCUCGUGUCCAAAAUGCGGCAGCGCCUGCACGCAGGUCGAAACUUUCGUCAGCUCGACGCGAUUUGUGAAGUGUGCCAAGUGCAACUACUUCUUCGUGGUGCUGUCCGAGGUGGAGACCAAGCAGCGCACUAAGGACGAGCCCAAGAAUCAGCGCAAGCCGCCACCUCCGCCGCAGAAGAUCAUGGAGUACCUCGACAAGCAUGUCGUGGGCCAGGACUUUGCCAAAAAGGUGCUGGCAGUAGCAGUGUACAACCACUACAAGCGCAUACACCACAACCUGCCGCAGCUUCAACAGCAGGGAGGAGCUGGUGGCGGAUCCGGCAACAACGGCCUGGAUGGCAUCCCGCGUCCCGACCUUCUACACAUCACCGGGAUCGGUCACACGCUGAACAGCUCGCCGGGCAACGAACUGCCGCCAAAGCCCGCCCAGAUGGGCAUGGGUGGCGGAAUGGGAGGCCACGGACUGGGGGGCGGACUCACCGGCGCAGCAUCCAGCAACUCACGUGGCGGCGGCGACCACAGAUCCGGAUCGGAAAUACUUGACCGGCAGUCCAACGAUGUCAAGCUGGAGAAGAGCAACAUCAUCAUGCUGGGACCAACGGGGUCCGGCAAAACACUGAUCGCUCAGACGAUCGCCAAGUGCCUGGACGUACCCUUCGCCAUUUGUGACUGCACCACGCUGACUCAGGCGGGCUACGUGGGCGAGGACAUCGAGAGCGUCAUUUCCAAGCUGCUGCAGGAUGCCAACUACAACGUAGAGCGCGCCCAGACGGGCAUCGUCUUCCUCGACGAGGUGGACAAGAUCGGUGCCGUCCCCGGAAUCCACCAGCUUCGCGAUGUUGGCGGUGAGGGUGUCCAGCAGGGCAUGCUAAAGAUGCUCGAGGGCACCGUGGUCAACGUGCCCGAACGCAACUCCCCGCGAAAGCUGCGUGGCGAGACGGUCCAGGUGGACACCACCAACAUCCUCUUCGUGGCCUCUGGUGCAUAUACGGGACUGGACAGGCUAAUCGCGCGCCGCCUCAACGAGAAGUAUCUGGGUUUCGGCAUGCCCUCGACCAGCGGAUCUGGCCGUCGUGCAGCUCAAUCAGCCGCCAGUCCCAUGGACAACGAUCAGGAGGAGCGUGAUAAAUGCCUGACGAAAGUGCAGGCACGUGAUCUCGUUGAGUUCGGAAUGAUACCGGAAUUCGUUGGACGGUUUCCGGUUAUCGUGCCCUUCCACAGUUUGAACGUCAGCAUGUUGGUGCGCAUCCUCACUGAACCGCGCAACGCCCUGGUGCCGCAGUACAAGGCAUUGCUGGGUCUCGAUGAGGUUGAUCUUACUUUCACCGAGGACGCGGUCAAGUCGAUAGCCCAGCUGGCCAUGGAGAGGCAUACGGGAGCCCGUGGACUGCGCUCCAUAAUGGAGCAACUGCUGCUGGAUCCCAUGUUCAUAGUGCCCGGCUCAGACAUUCGGGGGGUACACAUAACCGCCGACUAUGUCAAGGGCAGCUCCACACCGGAAUACAGUCGUGAUGCGGACGCCCCGGCAUCCGGGACUGUUGCCACGGACUCCGAUACCACAACCGAUAAUGAUAAGAACUUUGAGAAUAGUGAAAAAUCUGGUUUGAAUGAUAAAUUGGUUGGUUCGUCGUAGCUCCUUCCCUGCAACCCCAUCACUUUGUAAAACAUGACCUACUGUGGAGUGAAUGAAGGCUCCCGCAAAUAUUUCUAAAGAAUAUCCUCAAUCCCAUAUGCAUCUGUGAUUCAUAACCGACAAGCAGCGCAAUCUUUCGAUCCCCGAGCAAUUGUAAAUGGAAUUUCAAAUCCUACGAUAAUGUUAAAAUAAAUAAAAUCAACAUAUUUUUAAAUAUAUAACUAAA